Molecule: messenger RNA, 2031 nt
Organism: Chlamydomonas reinhardtii
Lineage: Eukaryota; Viridiplantae; Chlorophyta; Chlorophyceae; Chlamydomonadales; Chlamydomonadaceae
Exons: 5
Coding region: 266-844 (192 amino acids)
Molecular function (GO): S-adenosylmethionine-dependent methyltransferase activity
Source: RefSeq, a predicted model, not a curated record
UGUAUGCACAAGGUCACAGUGACACCUACAAUCUGAUUUCGCGCCAUCCAUAAGAAGAAACAGCAUUGCAGACGCGUUUCCCAACGGCGCUCGUUUAGUGUAGGCCAUGCGCUCCCUCGCGACGCCCGGCCGCAGUGGGCGCAUGCACCAUGACUUGGUCUGCCGCUCCCGAUCGAGAAUUAGGCCAUGCGUUGCACUGCACGCGUCGGCCAGUGGCGCGCCAGGGCCAUCCGGCGGGAACUCGGGUUUGCCUAUCAUUCGUGCCAUGAAGCUGCCGAACCAAGCAGAUAGUGUAUUCAACCCAAAGGACAGCAGGGACCUCCGGAGUGCCGUGCUGGAUGCACCGACGAAGAGCGUUUCGGACCUGGACUACCUCUCGGAACUGCUGGCCAUCCAGCAAAGCGAUGGCCCUAAAAACCUCGGAUUCUUCGGGACUCGCAACAUGGGUGUCACACACCAAAAGCUCGUGGAGAUCCUCGCGUACGCAUACGCAUCCACGGGCAACCACAUCUUCACCUCGGGCGCCACGGGAACCAACGCGGCCGUGAUCAAGGGCGCCCUGCGCGCCAACUGCCCGGACAAGCUGACGGUGCUGCUGCCGCAGAGCCUCAGCAAGCAGCCCUACGAGUCGCAGGAGCUCUUAUCGCAGGUGGCCAACCUGCAGGAGAUGCCGCAGAACGACCACCUGCCGCUCAUGGAGGCGUCCAGGAUCUGCAACCGCAAGAUCAUCUCGCACAUUCAGCAGGUGGUGUGCUUCGCCUUCCACGACAGUCGGUUACUGCUCGAAACCUGCCAGGAGGCCAAGGAGAUGAAGAAGAUCGUGACGCUCUUCUACCUCGACUAGUCCCUCGGCGCGGCGAGUCCCUUAGGCGAGGCAGGCCAUGCAAGUGGGUGUGUAAUGGCCGUGCCAAUCCCUCACACGUGGGGCAAUUGUUUCCGCCGCGUCUCUCGUGGUAGAGCCUGUAACCAUUAUGAGACGGAAAGGCGGCGCCAGCACCGCGCCGCCGCUUGUACCAUGAUUUUAUGUGUGUCCAUUUGGCCUGUCUGGGACUGUCCCCUCUGUAACAUCCGCAUCCAUUUGGCCGCCUCAUGCGGGCGGCGAAUAAGGUGAGGUGGCGUUGCGCAGCACUUCUACCUGGGUCUCUGCCGUUGGUGUUGGCUGGGCGCGCAUGAGACCACUGUGCGAUGAGACUAGAAUCGUGCGGCGUGCUGUCCAUGCGCGCUAUCGGGCAUCCGCGUACUGUGUGGAAGUGAGGUGUUCAGUUGACUGCGCGGGGGUGACACAGUUCAAGCAAAUUGAGCCGGGCGGUGUGCGUUGCCUGAAGAAUGCGGGCGGCUGUGCAGGAUCAAUGAAGCGUGGUGUGUGGUAGACGGAAGGCAGUCAGCAGGCACACCAGGCCGACAAAUGUGGUGCACGGGUGGACCCAACAAGGAAUGUUCAUGCGGAACCUACCAGGCUUCCUUGACGCAAAGCAAGUUCAUUGUUAAGGGGUUGGCCGCUCCGCACCCCUCAAGGUGACAGUAUUGAGUUCUGUGUUGGGGCGCUGCGUUGGCGGCUUACACUCGGUUCUACACCUGGACUCUGGAGUCAUGACGAGGUUGUCUGUUGCGCGGACUCUCUUUGGGGUUGCAACUGCAGUGGCGUUCGCAGGCCCCAGUCCGCUGCCGAUGUGGUUGGCACGUGUGAAUGUUCCCUUCCCGGGUUCGCGGGUUCACUCCCUGCAAACAUGGCCAAAACCUUGACACCCACGACCUCACAGCCGGUGACGCAAGUACCUAUCUGUAAGUCCUGAUUGACAAAUUAGUCAUCCCCCAAAGCGGAUGUGGCGCAGCUGGUUAGCGCGUAGGUCUCAUAUGCAAAUAUGACCACUGAUCGGGUGGGAUAUCCUAAGGUCAUGAGUUCGAACCUCAUCAUCCGCAGUUGUUUUUGGCGCCGUUGACUAGUGGUCCUCAUUCUCCGCAAUGAUAGCCCCCAUACCCAUAUUUGCCCCCGCUUGUCGGACUGUCCCUUCUUUGUAAUCUCGCAUCCAU